AAUAAAUAUUAAAAUAAUUAGGCAACCAAUAAAUAGAAAUUUCAGAUAAAUGAAAAAAUAUAAACUAAUUUAUUUUUAUAUAGAUAAGAAACUAUCACAGAAUUUAUGAUUAUUUUAUUAGUUGUGCAUCUGUCAUGUUAAAGAUCGUCUGAUAUAUAUAUAUAGGUUAAGAUUCAUAUCAACUUCAAUAAACAACACGCUGUAGUUUUAGACAAUUUUUUUACUAAGUUUGAAAAAAUAAUUUUAAAAUUAUGGAAACAAAAGCUUACGAUGCUGAACAUUUCACUGAAGAACAUUCAAAAGAAGGUGGGACAAAGUUGAAAAAAAAGCCGGUUUGUAUUAUUGUUCUUGGAAUGGCAGGCUCUGGAAAAACAACAUUUGUUCAGAAAACUGUGGCAAAACUUUAUGAAGUUAACAAACCUUAUGUAAUAAAUUUAGAUCCUGCUUGUAGAGAAGUACCAUAUAUUGCGAAUAUUGAUAUCAGGGACACCGUCAAUUACAAAGAAGUAAUGAAACAAUACGCCUUGGGACCAAAUGGAGCAAUAGUGACAACACUAAAUUUAUUUUCUACAAAAUUUAACAAAGUUAUUGAACUUAUUGAAAAGGCCGGAGAAGAAUAUGAUUAUGUUAUUCUUGAUACACCUGGUCAGAUUGAAGUUUUUACAUGGUCUGCAAGUGGGACAAUAAUCACAGAAGCAUUAGCUUCACAAUUUCCUACAGUUGUCGUUUACAUAAUGGAUACUGUUAGAAGUGUAAAUCCUGUUACAUUUAUGUCGAAUAUGCUUUAUGCAUGUUCGAUUCUGUACAAAACUAAAUUACCAUUUAUUGUAGUGAUGAAUAAGAUUGAUAUUGUUGAACACAGUUAUGCAGUGGAAUGGAUGCAAGAUUUUGAAGCUUUUCAAGAUGCUUUAGAAUCCGAAACUAGUUAUAUUAGUAAUUUAACAAGGAGUAUGUCUUUAACAUUAGAUACAUUUUAUAGUCAAUUAAAAAGUUGUGGAGUGUCAGCAAGAACUGGAGCUGGAAUAUCAGAAUUUUUCGAUCUUGUUCAAGAAGCACACGAAGAAUAUGAAAUCAUUUACAAAAAAGAAUGGAUAAAGUUGAAAGUAAAACAAGAAAAAGAAAAAAUUCAGUUAGCUGAAGCUGCUUUAAAAAGUCAAGGAGAAUCUUCGAUGGUUACAAAAACUCCAAUUGGUAAAGAAAUUGCGGAUGUUUAUAUUAAAACCCCUGGAGAAGAAUCAAGUGAAGAUGAAGAAGGUGAAGAAGCUAAAAAUUUAAAAGAUGAUGAAUUACAAGAAGAUUUAUCUUUUAAAAAUUUUUUAGAAAAAUAUCAACAAAAAAAAAUGAACGAAUUCCAUCCAAAAACGACAUAAAAUAACUAUUACAUAAAGAAAUAAGAUUUGAGUUAAAAAUUUAUAUUAAAUCGUACAAUUUUAAUUACAUUAAAAUUAAAAAUACACAUUUCACAAUAAUUUUUUUAUUAAAUAAAAUUA
This is a messenger RNA of Chelonus insularis, 1490 nucleotides long. RefSeq names its product GPN-loop GTPase 1. Lineage: Eukaryota; Metazoa; Arthropoda; Insecta; Hymenoptera; Braconidae. The transcript has 4 exons. Bases 252 to 1370 code for a protein of 372 amino acids. Gene Ontology annotation, molecular function: GTPase activity. The record is from RefSeq and is a predicted model, not a curated record.